AUGAGCUCCCAGCCAGAUGCGCCGGCGGCUUCCACGCCCCAGGGCGAGAGACCGCAGCGAAAGAGUUUGACCAAUCUAUUCUCCCGUGCUCGAACAGUGCUCCGACGCAGUGAAAGCUCUACGAAGCAGAGGGAGCAGGGCGAUCCAGCGUCCGAGACAGGCGGGGCCUUCGAGCUGCCUGACAAAAUGACAGCUCCGGCUCUGACCAGGGCGCAGGAGGCUCGUGCCAGGUACGAGGCCAUGCAGGGUGUCUCGCGCCUGUCCAAGUCCGAGAUGUUCGAAGAGCGAGCCAAGAAGCUGGGCGAGCGCUUCGGCAUCGAGCUCAAGCCGACCGAAUGGCAAAAAUCCAUCGCCGGCGACACCGUGCUGCGGACAGACAAGCCCAUCCGCAUGCGCGUUCGCCGCACCUGCCACAAGUGCAACGCCGCCUUCUCGGCGGACAAGGAAUGUCCAAACUGCCAGCACAUCCGUUGCACAAAGUGCGCGCGCUACCCCCCGAAGCGUACCGAGGCGGAGGUCAUCGCCGGUCGCGAGAAGAAGGCGGCUAUCCUCAAGGUCAACAGGGAGAAUGCACCCAUCAUCCCUGACUGGGACAUUGAUGAGAAGGAGGGGGAAGUGCUUCUCACGCGUCCCGCUAGGAAGGGCGGUUCCGAUCUUGUCUACAAGAAACCGCGCCAGCGUGUGCGGCGCACAUGUCACGAGUGCCAGACGCUCUUCGCCACCGGGAGCAAGCUGUGCGCAAGUUGUGAUCACGUCCGUUGCACGGACUGUCCGCGCGACCCGCCCAAGAAAGACAAGUAUCCCUUUGGGUACCCAGGCGAUGCUUUUGGUCCAAACAGUACUCCGCGCUUCGAGUGCGCCAAAUGCACGACUUUGCAUCCUGAAAAUGUUCAGGAGGGGGCCAAGUGCAAGGUAUGUGGGCUGGAGAAGUCGGACGCAAGUCCACGGGCACAGCCGCGCAAGGUUGAGUCCGAGCCUGAACCUGAAGUUGUGAAGAGGCUGGCGGCGCGCCUGGCUGCACUCAAUGUGAGCCCAGACGCCUGA
Molecule: messenger RNA, 1044 nt
Organism: Emericellopsis cladophorae
Lineage: Eukaryota; Fungi; Ascomycota; Sordariomycetes; Hypocreales; Bionectriaceae
Exons: 3
Coding region: 1-1044 (347 amino acids)
Source: RefSeq, a predicted model, not a curated record